Molecule: messenger RNA, 2613 nt
Organism: Chrysoperla carnea
Lineage: Eukaryota; Metazoa; Arthropoda; Insecta; Neuroptera; Chrysopidae
Gene: DUBAI
Product: ubiquitin carboxyl-terminal hydrolase 35
Exons: 4
Coding region: 35-2485 (816 amino acids)
Biological process (GO): protein deubiquitination
Cellular component (GO): cytosol; nucleus
Molecular function (GO): cysteine-type endopeptidase activity; cysteine-type deubiquitinase activity
Source: RefSeq, a predicted model, not a curated record
AAAAAUCAUUUAAAAUCAUUUGAGUAUAUAAUUGAUGCGAGUAUUUUGUCAAAUACUAAACAUGUAUCAAAAUCCUCAUAGUUUUCGUUUUUUGGAUAAAAAAUCACAAUCGGAAAUAAUCUCUUUAAUUAGCACAUUAGAUAAAACUAAAAUCACUCCUAAUAACGUUCAUUUUGUUUUGAUAUUCGCCCUUAGAAUUAUACUCUUCGGUGGUAGUGAAUCGUCUGUACAAUUUUGUUGGAAACUCUUGGAAUUAAUUCAAUCAUUAAAACUACCUUUAGAGUCUUUGAUAUCAGUUCAAUUGAUCCACGAUGUGUUGAGAGAUGAUAUAAUACAAGAAUCGCCUGAAGUACGAAAUAAAAUUAUAUCUUGGAUUUUAAAUAACAUCGAUUCGACAGAAAUUAAAAUGGCGGUGAAACAAAAAGUUGUGGAAAGUUUGGGUCCUAAAGGACCCAACAAUCAUUAUACAUUGGAUGAAUUACAAAAUAUCAUCCAAUACUUAAAUUUAAUUCGUUCACAACCAGACAUUAUGCCUCAGAGUGAUGAAUUAGAAAAACUAUGUCAAAAUUUGGUACUACGUUUAGGCAAAUUUCAAAUGCCUAAAGAUAUAUCUGGAAUUUCAGCUUUUAUGAAUCAUGUGGAAGAAAUUAAAGACUUUUUAAAUCAAGUAUAUGAGACUGCACCAACUGUAAUGCGCGUUACCAUGUUAAGCGCAGUUUAUAAAAGUAUAUCUGAGUCUCAGGGUGAUGCUGGACCUGGCUUAGCAGUAGUUUUGCAGUUAAUAGACACAAAUUUUAUAACAGAUGCCGUACGAUGGAUUUUAGGUCCUAAACAUGAUGAUUUUAGUCUUGUUCGAGGCUUAAAUGUUUUGGUUGGUUGGUUGUUUCAAUGGACCAGACAACCUCAAUUGGGAAAAUGGGUCGUGGCCUUUAUGAACGGCUUACGUGCUCAAGGAAGAUAUCGUGUUUUGGAACAGGUAGCUGUAGAACGAAUUAAAAACAUGAUUCCAAUGCUGCGCCUACCUGUUUAUCGAUCUAGCGUAUCGACUGUCUUGUUUCACAUGUUAUGUUCAAUGCAACACUCACCAUCAAUAUUUUUAAUCGCUGCUGAACAAUUUCCACCAAUUAUAGAAGCAUUACGAAAGGAAAAUUCCGAAUGUAGUAUGCAAUGUUUACAAAGCAUUGUAGAUGUGUGUACAGCCCUUAUGGAUCAUUUUCCGAAUUAUGAAAAUCAUUACGAAAACUUACGUAUUGCUUUACAAGAUGAGAAACCAUCAGAACAUUAUAGAAAUUUACUGAACAUACCAUCAUGGUCUAAUGGUACGGAAUUAGAAUUGGCAGUACAUAAUGUACCUGGAAAAGUAGGAUUAAUUAAUUUAGGUAAUACUUGUUAUAUGAAUAGUGUUUUACAAGCUUUAUUCAUGACACAAUCGUUUCGCAAUGACAUAUUAGUAUGUCCAUAUAUAAUACGACCUAUUGAAGGGUUACAAUCAUUGUUUGCAUUGUUACAAUUUUCAAAACGAUCAGCGGUUCAACCCCCUGAUGCAUUAUUAUCAAUUCGACCGCCUGGAUUUCUACCUGGCCUACAACACGAUAGCUCCGAGUAUAUGGGCUAUUUAUUAGAUACAUUACAUGAACAAGAGAAGCCACAACAUGCUGCAAGAUUCAAUUCAAAUGAGGGGGCACAAUCUGCUUCACUAACAAUCGUUCAACGUACAUUCGGUGGACAAGCGAUCACUACUUACAGUUGUAACACCUGCGGCGGUGAAAGUGUACAGACAGAUCCAUUUCGUGAUAUACAACUAUCAUUUCCAGUGAAUGCAAGUCGUGAUAAUUCUGUACAAGCAUUACUUGAAUUUUAUUUAGAACCGGAACAAUUAUGUGGGGAAAAUCGAUAUUGGUGUGAUCGUUGUGGAGCAUUAAGUAAUGCGGAGCGAAUUUUACGGGUUACGCAAUGUCCGAAACAUUUAAUUUUAACAUUAAAACAUUUUCGUUAUGAUCCAAAAUCUCAACAACGAGCGAAAUUGUUCCAAAGAGUUUGUUAUGAUCCUGUGAUAACUUUAAAUACUUCUCGAUAUGAUUUAUAUGCAGCUGUUGUACAUUCAGGACCAAGUGUGGAUUCUGGACAUUAUUAUACAUAUGCAAGAGAUAAUUUAGGUAUUUGGUAUAAAUUUAACGAUAGUUUUGUGAGUCGAACUUCCAUGGAUGAACUAUCAUCUCUUCAACAACCAUCCACACCGUAUGUACUAUUUUAUCAAAAACAAGAUGUGGCACAAUCACAACCUAUUCUAUUUGAAUCGUUGGGCAAUACAUUACAAGCAGUUGUGAAUCGUGAUUUAACUGCUUAUGCUGCAGAAUCACGUAAUCGUAUUCAACAGUCACCAUCACCAAUAUUACGAAAACAUGACGAUGAUGAUGAGCCACCAUCUAGUUGUGGUGGAAGUGGUGAUUUUAAUUCAAACAAUUCGAAUAGAUUUGUAUAUUAAAAAGAAUAUUUAAAUGUUAUAAGAAAAUAAUCAGAUUUUAAAAUUGUAUUUUUUAUUUAGACUGAAUUUUUCUCCACUUCGAACUCUAUUUAAAAGAAAUAAUUGUAUUACAUAAAAAUAAAAUAAAU